AUGGCAGACACGGAGAAGAAUUACUCCCAACACAUCGAGUAUACCAGCAAGGAGGGUGGCAUCAGCCCUCAACCAGCCGAGAUCACAGAGUAUGUCGAGCCUCCGCUCGAGGUCCAGCGUAAGCUCCUUCGCAAGAUCGACCUGCGUAUCCUCCCCGUCAUGGCCCUUCUCUACCUGUUCUCCUUCCUCGACCGCACCAACAUCGGCAACGCCAAAAUCGACGGCCUCGUCGACGAACUCAAACUCACCAACAUGCAAUACAACCUCUGCCUUACCGUCUUCUUCUUCACCUACGCCGCCUUCGAAAUCCCCUCCAACCUGUGUCUCAAGAAAUGGGGUGCAAAGAGGUGGAUUCCGUUUAUUAUGUUUUGGUGGGGUAUUGUAAUGACGUUGAUGAGUCUGUGUCAGUCAUAUGAGGGGUUGUUGGGUGCAAGGUUGGCGCUUGGGUUGGCGGAGGCGGGGUUGUUUCCGGGCGUUACGUAUUACAUGACGACGUGGUACAAGAGGUCCGAGAUUCAGUUCCGUGUUGGUGUCUUCUUCUCGGCUGCCACUAUCGCUGGAGCUUUUGGUGGUCUUUUGGCCUAUGGCAUUGGAAAGAUGGCUGGUCUUGGUGGAUGGGAGCACGGAUGGAGGUGGAUCUUUGCCAUCGAGGGUAUCGCGACUGUCCUCCUCGCCAUCGCCUCUUACUGGAUGAUCUCCGACUCGCCCAUGAAGGCCAAGUACUUGACCCCAUCUGAGGCUCAGAUGCUCGUCGACCGUGUCAAGUAUGAUGGUGUUGCGAUGGCAACGCCCAUGCCUGAGGAAUUCCAGUGGAAGUACGUCGUUGAUGGUAUCUGUGACUGGAAGGUCAUCGCCUCGCUCUUCAUCUACUGGGGAUCCAUCACGCCGCUCUACGGUAUCGCCCUUUUCUUGCCGUCGAUUAUCAAGGGCCUCGGGUAUGCUACCACUACGGCUCAGCUCUUGACCGUCCCAGUCUACACCGCCGCCUGUGUUGGCUGUAUCAUCUUCGCCUACUACUCCGACAGACUCAAGCACCGCUCCUCCUUUAUCAUCGCUGGUUGUGGGUUGUCCUUCCUCGGCUACACCAUCGCAUUCUCCACCCUCAACCCAAACGUCCGCUACUUCUCCAUGUUCCUCGCCGCGAUCGGCUCUUACUCCGGAUUCCCCUCCGUCGUCGCGAUCCUUACCAACAACAUCGGCGGCAAGACCAAGCGUGCUACUGCUAUCGCUAUUCAGAUCGGCGUAGGCGGUAUGGGAGGUACGAUUUCUUCCAAUAUUUUCAGGACGCAGGAUGCGCCGCAUUACAAGUUCGGUUUGGCGAUUUGUAUGGGGUUGAACUGUAUGGGAAUGUUGACUGCGGGUUUGAAUUAUUUGGCGUUGAGGAUUGCGAAUAAGAGGAAGCUUGAGAGGCAGGCGAGGAUUGAGAAUGGGGAGGAAACGUAUACGAAUGAGGAGUUGUCGGCCAUGUGUGAUAGGAGUCCGUACUUUGCUUACACUCUUUAG
Molecule: messenger RNA, 1503 nt
Organism: Saitoella complicata NRRL Y-17804
Lineage: Eukaryota; Fungi; Ascomycota; Saitoellomycetes; Saitoellales; Saitoellaceae
Product: MFS general substrate transporter
Exons: 2
Coding region: 1-1503 (500 amino acids)
Biological process (GO): transmembrane transport
Cellular component (GO): membrane
Molecular function (GO): transmembrane transporter activity
Source: RefSeq, a predicted model, not a curated record